AUGUCGGUGGAUGGUGACCCCCCUACUCCAAGAGUGUUCCACGCGAAUCCUUCCGGCUCUUCGUGUUCGAUGUAUGGUAAACAGCUGGAUCCAGAGUUUUUACUGCUUUCUAAGAAGAUCAAAACUACCCAGUUAGUUGUUUGUGAGGAAGAAUGUCCAGCCCAUAAUUGUUCCUAUCUGGGAUAUUACGUGGCUUGUGUCUCUUCCCAUUUCACUCAACUUCUGUAUGAAAUGGCUGGAGGAGCCAAGGAAGCCGAACCUACUAAGGUUGGCCUCUGCUUUUCUUUUUCUUCAAUCUCUUCAGGGGACGGACAGAACUUGGUGACCGAAGACGUGACCGUGGUAGAGGGAGAGGUUGCUACCAUCAGCUGCAGAGUCAAAAACAGUGACGACUCCGUGAUUCAGCUCUUGAAUCCCAACAGGCAAACUAUUUAUUUCAGAGACUUCAGACCCUUGAAGGACAGCAGGUUUCAGUUAGUGAAUUUCUCCAGCAGUGAGCUCAGAGUGUCACUGACCAACGUCUCCAUUUCGGAUGAGGGAAGAUACUUCUGCCAGCUCUACACAGACCCUCCACAGGAGUACUACAUGACCAUUACAGUGCUCGUCCCGCCACGUAACCUGAGGAUUGAAUCCCAGAAGGACACCGCAGUGGAAGGAGAGGAGAUUGAGCUGAACUGCACGUCGAUGGCCAGCCGGCCAGCCACAAUGAUCAAAUGGUUCAAAGGCAGCAAGGAGCUCUUUGGCAAAACAGAAGUGGAGCAGUGGUCAGACAUGUACACGGUGACCAGCCAGCUCUUACUAAAGGUCAAGCGGGAGGAUGAUGGGGUCCCAGUUGUCUGUCAGGUAGACCAUCCUGCCGUUAAAGACUUGCAGACCAAGUACUACCUUGAUGUAAUGUAUAAGCCUGAAGUACAAGUUUUGCAGAAUUCUCCUCCGCAGCCGCUCACAAGGGAAGGAGACCUGCUUGAACUCCUGUGCCAAGUCAAAGGGAAACCAGAGCCUGUUGAUGUGACGUGGUUAAGAGUCGACGAUGAGAUGCCCCAGCACGUUUUGGUGUCAGGGUCAAACCUCCACAUUGACAGCCUAAACAAAAGCGAUAACGGCACAUACCGUUGUGAGGCUUCCAAUCAAGUGGGGACGGCCUUUUCUGAUUACACGCUUUAUGUAUACGAUCUUCCCACAACUCUCCCUCCCACCACCUCCCUUUCUACCAUCACCACCAUCUCCACCAUCUCCACCACCAUCGCCGCAGACACAACGGCGGCGACAGAACCGGCAGUUCACGGCUUUACUCAGUUGCCCAAUACUGCCGAAGAGCUGGACUAUGGGGAUCUCUCAGAUUCUCGAGCAGGAGAAGAGAGCGCCAUCACGGCGGUGGACCAUGCGGUGAUCGGAGGAGUCGUGGCUGUGGUGGUCUUCGCGAUGCUGUGUCUCCUGAUCAUUCUGGGGCGGUACUUUGCAAGACACAAAGGUACAUACUUCACCCAUGAAGCCAAAGGAGCUGACGAUGCAGCGGAUGCCGACACUGCGAUCAUCAAUGCCGAGGGGGGACAGAACAACUCUGAGGAGAAGAAGGAAUACUUCAUUUAG
Molecule: messenger RNA, 1590 nt
Organism: Protobothrops mucrosquamatus (brown spotted pit viper)
Lineage: Eukaryota; Metazoa; Chordata; Lepidosauria; Squamata; Viperidae
Gene: CADM1
Product: cell adhesion molecule 1
Exons: 14
Coding region: 1-1590 (529 amino acids)
Biological process (GO): cell recognition; detection of stimulus; susceptibility to natural killer cell mediated cytotoxicity
Cellular component (GO): plasma membrane; neuron projection; synapse
Molecular function (GO): signaling receptor binding
Source: RefSeq, a predicted model, not a curated record